Lodderomyces theae is the source of this 4173-nucleotide messenger RNA. RefSeq names its product ubiquitin-binding serine/threonine protein kinase (gene VPS15). Lineage: Eukaryota; Fungi; Ascomycota; Pichiomycetes; Serinales; Debaryomycetaceae. Gene Ontology annotation, molecular function: protein serine/threonine kinase activity; ATP binding; protein binding. The record is from RefSeq and is a predicted model, not a curated record. Gene Ontology annotation, biological process: protein targeting to vacuole; protein phosphorylation; late endosome to vacuole transport. The transcript has a single exon. Gene Ontology annotation, cellular component: late endosome; phosphatidylinositol 3-kinase complex, class III, type II; phosphatidylinositol 3-kinase complex, class III, type I. Bases 1 to 4173 code for a protein of 1390 amino acids.
AUGGGCCAGAAGUUGUCGUUGUUGGCGCCUUCAGCCCCCACAAUUGCUAUAUCAUCGUAUGUCGAUGCAUUGGAAAACUACCAAUACGUGGAGCUACUAAGCAAUUCGAGGUUUCUCAAAACUAUCAAAGCGAUAGACAAGUCCACGGGUCAAUUUGUCAUUAUCAAGCUCUUGAUCAAACCAUCGACUCCAUCAUACACUUUGCAACUUCAGGAUGUACUAGAAUACCUAGUCAAAGAAUCCUCGGUGUUGUAUCCAUUCAAGAGUGUUUUGACGUGGCAUAAACUAAUUGAAACUGAUCGAGCUGGGUAUAUGAUUCGAGAAAUGGCUAAAAUAAAUCUAUAUGAUCGACUAUCUUUACGCCCGUUCUUGGAGCCGGUGGAGAAAUUGUUCAUCACGUUCCAGUUGUUGAAGUCAGUUUGUGAAUUGCACUCACUAAAUGUACACCACGGAGACUUACGAUUGGAGAAUAUACUUGUAACAUCAUGGGACUGGAUCUUGAUUUCUGAUUUUGCAAAUAUAACCAAACCUACGUAUAUCCCGGAAGAUAAUCCGAAUCAAUUUUCAUUCUAUUAUGAUGGUUCGGGCAGAAGAGUUUGUUAUCUCGCCCCGGAACGGUUUUACAAUAGCCAAAAUAGCAGCAGCAACAACAACAACAAUACUGUUCUGAAUUUCAACGACAAUGGAUCUUUUAAUUUUAAAAACAAUGUCACAGAUGAAAUGGAUUUGUUCAGUUUAGGGUGUGUCAUUGCCGAGUUGUGGUGUGAUGGCGAACCCGUUUUCACAUUAUCUCAAUUGUUCAAGUACAUGAGGAAUGAGUAUGAGCCUAAUUUUUCAAGCAUACCUAAUCCGCACAUUGUCAAGUUGAUACAGAGACUACUAAAAGUGAAUCCUAGUGAACGAAGUAGUGCUCGUGAAUUAUUGCAGGAAUUCAGAGGAAAUUGCUUCCCUGAGUUCUUUUACACCUUUUUGUAUGAGUUUAUGGAGAAUGUAACUCAUCAAGAGGAUUUUGCUCCCAAGCAUGAUAAGCACAUUACAUCUAGUGAUUUGAAGAUAGAUCAUAUUUACAACAACUUUGCCAGAAUCAGCGAAUCCUUGGGAUUUACUUAUAAAGUACAACAACCAUCGUCGCUGCUUCUUCCCAUGAAAAUGAACCUCCCCACAAUGCCUCACAAUUACCGGAUACAGCCCAAGAAAUACGUCAAUAAUGAAGACGGCAGUGAUGCUUCUUUGGUUAUCAUAAACUUGGUCACUUCGUUGUUGAAUACGGUGAAGUUGCCUGAUUCAAAGCGAAAAUGCUGUUUGUUGAUACUAGCAUUGUCUGAGCAAAUCAACGAUGAGUCCAAGCUAGACAGGUCAUUACCGUACUUGUGUUCCAUAUUAGACGAAUUCGUUGAAUCUGCUGUGCGCCACUCACUCGAUCACGUGUCGGCAAAGGUGGUUUGCCUUGCAUUGUAUGCCAUAACGACAUUGAUGCUAUCCUGUUCGUAUGUGACCCCAAUCAAUGUUCUUGUGUUUCCCGAAUACUUGUUAGCCAAAGUGAACAAUUUGUUGGUGUUGAAAAUAGAUUCGGAGUCGCAAAAAUUGAUCAAUGGUUGCGUUGCAAUAUGCUUGCCAUACCUUGCAACGGUUGCUAAAAAGUUUUGGUCCAUGUCGAAAGCAUUGAAGCAGCGACAUCUUGGCAGUACAGCAACCUCUUCAAACUCUUCAAAUUUGCUUCCCGAAAGUGUUAUGAAGGCAGUUACCUCCAUACAUCUUUCCAAGGACCAACUAGAUCAAAAGUUUAAGGAAAUUACAUUGAGUAUCCUAACUGAUUCUCACUCGUCAGUCAAGGUUAGUCUACUUGAGAAUAUACUACCCUUGUGUCAAUUUUUCGGCAGAGAUAAAACAAAUGAUAUCAUUCUCCCUCAUUUGAUUUCAUAUUUGAAUGAUUCUGAUCCGACGCUUCGGUUAGCAUUUCUAUCAGCGGUUUUGCAAAUUGGCCCGUACAUUGGAGCAUUGUCGUUUGAACAGUAUAUCCUACCACUACUUCUACAAUCCAUCAAUGAAUGUGAGCAAUUUGUUGUUUUAAAGGUUCUUCGUAUCUUUAAUGUGUUUGUUCUGCAAAAAUUGAUAAACUCAAAAUUAGAGUUCAACACUUUGGAAAUCUACACUGAACUAUUAUCAAAUUCAAUUCAUUUACUAUUACAUCCAAAUGAAUGGAUACGACAAUCAUUAAUCAACUUGAUAAUAUCGAUCAGUAGCAACUUGAGUGAUGCGGAUCGGUAUUGCUUUUUGUAUCCACUAAUCAAAGGGUAUUUAAGCUAUGAUGUUUUUGAAAUAAAUUGGAAUACAUUGUACCCUAGUCUUACUCGACCAUUGAGCAAACAAGUGUAUGACGGAGUAAUGACUUGGGCAUUGGCAUUCACCAGCAAAUCGCUCUUUUGGCAAGAAAAGGGGUUUUCGUUGACGCCGAAUAAAGGAAAUUCUACGGCUAUGUCGUUUCCUCAAAAUAUGGGGAAGUCGGUGUAUAUGCCGAAAUUGAGUACUGCUGUUGUAUCAUACAAUAGUGGUAGAAAUAAGGAAAAUAUACCAUUGAGUUCAGAAGAUAAGCAAUGGUUACUCAAACUCAAAUCUAUUGGGUUGGAUGACAAGUCCUUGUGGAAGGUUCUUGUUUUGAGAAGUUAUAUUUAUCGAAUCAGUAGAAUUUCAAGGAAUCCCCAUCAAAAGCUGCAAAAGCACAAACCGCAGCAGCAGCAGCAGCAGCAGCAGCAACAUAUACAAUUUGAGCAAUUUAAUCUCACCCCAAGAAACGUUUUCCUCGAUGUUGUCUUCAAGUCAGAACCAGUUACAUCAGUAGCAGGGCUAAAAAAUAACAAAAUUGUGGUGAAAUCAGAAGAUACCGUGUCAUUGAGAAGUUUGGACCAUUCCAGGCAGCUGCAUCAAACAUUGAUACUUCCUAAUAUGGAGCGUGCCAUAGCUUCCGUACAGACGAUCGAAGCCAAUGUGUUUGGAGAAAUGGAGUCAAGUCGGGACACUUUUGCCAAGACUUUGUGGAUCAAUGACCCCACUUUAUUUCACAAGUCUUAUCAUGUCGACGAAGAUCGUGUCAUUACAUGUCAUGUGAAACAUACAUACGCCGGCUCAAACCAUUUCAUAUGGAACUAUUUGCAUACAUUGACUAUUGCCCCUACGCUCGAUGAUUUUGCCGAAUUUGGAAAAGCUGUCAAGGGCAAGUUGCAAGUUGGAUUGGAGAGUUUGAACUUGUUCAACUUGAACAUACGUCGAACAAGUGAAGAGAUAGACGCUUAUACUUGCUUGGACAUGUCUCCCAUGGGUGAUUAUUUUAUAACUGGGUCCGAAAAUGGUGUUGUUAAAAUUUGGGGAAAAUCCAAAUUGGAGGAUAUUAAUCGAUUGUCGAAUGCCUCGGAUCAAUCAAUUGAGUUGAAGUCACGAGUUACAUCAAUUGCAUUUUGUCAAUUGAGAAACUGUGUUGUGAUUGCUUGUCGAGAUGGUUCUGUACGAAUUUUCAGAAUUGAAUUUGUUCGAAACAAGAGUCGAAAAAUUGUCAAGUUUAUGACACCGGUACUCAUUCGCAAGCUGGUGUUGAAUUCAUUUGCAAUUUUAGUUACGAUUUUGGACAAUAUGAUUUACGCCAUUGAUUAUCAGCUGCAAGUACAUGCAAUCGAUAUGAUCACCAUGAAACAACAAUACUCGUUACAGAACCCAUUAUCAUUUGGACUAAUCACUAGUUUUAUCACCAGUGGAACUAACAAAGAUAGUUGGUGCAUCAUUGGUACUCAAAGUGGCUAUCUCACUCUAUGGGAUUUGCGGUUCAAGUUGCUUUUGAGGUCAUGGCAAGUACAGGUGGAGCCGGCAGUGGGUGAUGAUUCCGAUGAUAAGUUUGUGCUCGAUCAGAUUGAUGAAGUGAGGUUGAUUAAUUCAAGCAAUAUAGAUUUAGCGCGUGCUAAAUUUGGCGACGUUGCCCUCAAGGAACGGUCAAUAACCAUAUAUGUGAAGUCAACUGCAAAGAAUCUUGAGAUGUUGUUUGAUAUACCUUCUUUGGAAUGUAAAGGGGUUUUGCAAAUGGGUGAUUCACUGAGAUUCCAGUGUAAAUUGAGUGAAGUUGACUCUGACUUGUCCCAGGCAAGAAUACAAGACAUGAUUGACGAGUUAAGUUUAGAAGUGAAGUGA